Molecule: messenger RNA, 10440 nt
Organism: Thalassophryne amazonica
Lineage: Eukaryota; Metazoa; Chordata; Actinopteri; Batrachoidiformes; Batrachoididae
Product: pecanex-like protein 3
Exons: 35
Coding region: 1479-8282 (2267 amino acids)
Cellular component (GO): membrane
Source: RefSeq, a predicted model, not a curated record
CGUGCGUGCGUGUCAACUAGUUGUUAGCUAUGAGCGCUAACCACACAGUUAGCUAGUUCGUUGAAACAUCUUCAUACAGGCAGUUUUUAGUUUAGGUCAUUGCUGCCAUUCAUCAUGCGAAAGCUCGUCUACAGCCGACACGUAUGUGUUUUAAAGCUUCUGUGUCUGAGAGGAUGAUAAAGGGUUUUUCACAGAACAAUGAUAAGUUAGCUAAACACGCAAGUCAAGCUAUCGUUACAGUUUUCGGGCACGCUCGCUCGCGUCCUAAAAGGAAAGCUUUGAGAUUUGUUACAAGGACUGAACGCGGAAGGAGGACCUGAGACAAACUUGACAGUCAGCAGCUGUUAGCUGGGAUCUAAAUGUGGAGAGCAUUUUACUGUAAGCGCCAGUUUAAAACAUAUCAAGCUUCCAGCGUCAUCUUAGCUACUAUCUGGGAAACGGCGUUAACCAACAUCCACCUCAAACAAGCCAACGGUUAAGCUAACUUGGUGAUGUUAAAUAUGCCCAAGCUGUCGUUACCCAGCUAACGUUACCCAUGCUAAAUUGCUGUUACGUGCGGCCUAGCCUUAGCCAACGAGCUAAUAAUGUCUAGGCUGUUAAUAUUUUAGCGAUUGUGUUUUCAUGUUCAGAGAACAGUAAAGGUUAGUGGUUAAAAUGCUCGUGAUCGUGGUGAUCGCCACACAGUCGUGUUCAAUAGCUUCACUCGUUUGCUUAUUGCCUUACUAGUGUCUGUUUAAAAAAAAAACCUUAAUAGGGCAUUAAUUGGGACGUCAGUGGCCUGGACAUAAUCUUACUCUUAAAGACUCGAGCCUUAUAGCCAUUUAAUUCUAACCUAAUCUAAAAGUUGUGAAUAAUAACUAUCAAAACAAAGUUAAUGUUUGAUUCAACUGUAAUGUCCCAUUUACAUUUGCUAAAUGAACACUAGCUGAAAAUAGAGAACUACCCAUUACAUUAUCCUGCCAAGUGAUGUAAUCUCAACUAAUGUUCACAUUGACGUGUAUAUGAUGUGUAAAUUUUCCUGCCCAGUGUUAUGUUUUCCUACUCAAUGGGAUUUUUAAAAAAUAUUAGCUUCCUAGAAGGACACAUUUUGCAAAAGAUGUCCAGCAGUGGGGCAUUGCACAGUAAAAGAAUUUGUGAUUUCUUUAUUGAGUUCUGAAUGCAUUUUCUUUCAUACUUUCAUUGGAUUACCAAUGUGCCAAAACUUAACUCUCAUCAUUACCCAAGAAGAAUUUGGCAACAACAGUGCAACAAAGAAGCACACACUUGGACAAAAAUAUGCAAGGACUCUUGACCUCUACUGAACUACAUAUAUUCAAGCCAAAGAACUAUUUUGCUUGAUGAAACGGACUUGGUUAACCUGCCAUUCCAAAUGGAUGUACCAUCAUAGACCUAGAACACUGCAGCUCGAACUGCCACACAGUUUUAUGAGCUGCAGAGGAAACAUUUUAGCUUUGGGUUGACUCAGCCUGAAGGUGAAGAUGGGUUCCCAAGCUCUUCAGAUUUUGCGUCAGGGUGUGUGGGCUUCACUCACUGGAGGCUGGUAUGUGGACCCCCAUCAGAGCACAUUCUCCAACUGCUUCCACCUGUAUCUUUGGAUAUUUCUUCUGGCCUUCCCUUUUCUGCUGUACAUGGCCCUUCCACCAAGUUUGUUGGUAGCAGGUGUGUACUCUGCUGUGGUGGCAAUAUUUUUCACCGCUAUUAAAGUGGUGAACUACCGACUUCAUUCCAUGUUUGACCUUGGAGAGAUUAUCGAGAAGAAGCAGGCAUCACUCACAGCUGAAGCUCCAAGGACGGAAGAAGGAGAUGAAGGUUCAGGUGCCCAUGAUGGGAAUCAGCACAGGGAUAGUCAUGUUGGUGUAGAGAUGACUGUGUUUCGGAAGGUCAGUUCCACACCCCCCGUACGUUGUAGCUCUCAGCACUCUCUGUUUGGAUUGAACCAGGUGUCGGAGUUCUUGCCCCAGUUGGAGGAUGCAGGGGGUGCUAAGGAUAUCAAGGACCUAGUGCGGGAACAAGGAAGCACUAACGUAAUUGUGACUUCAGCUCAUCGUGAGAUCCUUCGCCAGACUUCCCAGGACACCAUUAGGCCUCCCAGCAUAGUCCAGUCCUGCGUAGGGGCUGCCUUGGGAAGUGAGUUUCCAGGUUUCAUGGCAACUUCUGGAGUAUCAGAUGGAUUUGUCGAAGCUGGAGAAUGUUUGUCCAUUCCCCCUUCACCAUCCAGUCAAGAAGAUGGAGGAGAGAAAGAACAGCUACAAGAAAUGAAGGUGUUGCCUGAACAGCUGUCUCAUCAGAGUCCUGAGGACAGUGGGUUGGUGGACUACUCUCCGCUUGGUCCCACUGCUGAAUCAGGGAGCCUGGGGUAUGCUCCCCUGAGCCCCCUUAUAAAGAGCAGUUUAAGUGAAGAGCUGAGUGAAAAUCUAAUGGGUUUAGGUCUUGACCCUGCUGCAUUUUCACCUGGUACUGGUCACCCAGGUAGCCGUAGUGGAGUGGCUCUAGCGGCUGGAUCUACAGACAGCUGCUUCAGUGCAGGUGGUGCCACCACAGACAGAGAGACCCUAAGCACUGUUAGCAGUUACCGCAGUGAGAAAACUGAGUCCACGCAACUGGAAAGCCCCUCAUUCAGCCAUCCACGGCCUGGAGAUGGACAAGCAUCUGUCACAGUACAAGCAACGAACUCUCAUAUACCUGGACCCACAGAGGAUCCAACAGAAGCAGGUGGUAGUGACACUGACAACCUGUCUGAUAGUGUACUACUGCGCUCCCCUUCCAAAGAAUUUUCCCUCAGCCAGGGAUUAGACAGGACACUUGUUGAAGAAGAGGAUUUGCCCACUCUACCAUCUGAUAUUGCGCAGCCCUCUUUUCUUCACAACUCUUCCACUUCCAGUAGCGGGCAUUCAGAGGUUUGUGAUUUAGACAAAAAGGUCCCACUUCCUCCACUGCCCCCACCACGGCAAGCAACCUCUGUUCCCUCAGGGCUGGCCCUAGGUCUUGUAUGUUCUGAACCUGCUUUGACUAUGUCGUCAACUCACUUUUUAAUAUCUGACCAGCCUCCCCUGCAAGCCCAGCAGGUUGUACGCCCUAAAGACUUGAAGCUACUGCGGGCCAGUGGCAGUAAUGUGGGCCACAGACCAGGCCGAAGGAAAGCUCCUAGGAGGCGAGCUGGAGCUGGAAGUAGCAGUUUUGACUGUGGCUCUUACAGGCGUCGUCACAAUCAGAGACAACAUAGGGAUUAUAUCCCAGUCCGAAAUCGGCUGGGUGCUAAGGCAUACAGUGAAAGUCUAUUUGAGGAUUCCAGUGACGAAGACGAUGGCAGCGACAUGAGUGCUGGCUCUAGUCUGGGCUCUCAGCACCGAUACAGCUCAGACGAUGACGACGACGAUGAUGACGAUUCGAGUUCCUCUACCUCCUGCUAUUCCCCAGACCUUGCUAACAGUGGCAUUACAUCCCCAUUGCCCUCCACUGCUCAACUGCCCACGCCAAGGGAAGGUGAUUUACCUGAAAGUGCCGGUCCUUCGCAUUCUCGUGUUGCUCAACGUUCUGCUAGCACAGCUAGUGCUAAAACCCAUGCACGAGUGCUAAGUAUGGAUGGAGCAGGUGGAAGUCAGAGCAAUACAGCAACCCUGCCUUCAACUCUGCUUACAACGCCCUCCACUUCUACUCCUACACCACGCACCAUAUCUAAAUCAGAUCUGGAAGCUCGGACUGUCCACACUGAAGGAUUUCCUGGAACUCAUCACCAUCGGCUGGAUUCUCUUGGAGGCUCCUGGACUGGCAACCAGAUGGGCUGGAGGGCAGGAGACAUAGUUGAAGAAGGAGCUGUUGGAGGAGCAGCCAUGGCUCCAGAUGAUGGGGGCAAACAUGACACUGUAAGCAGUGUUAAGAGGACACAGGCAAUCCGUAGGAGACAUAAUGCUGGGAGCAACCCUACACCACCCCCCUCCACCAUGGGGUCUCCUCCCAGCCUUCAGGACCUUCAGCGGACACGAGCCUCUUCCCAUUCAAGGACUCGUACACUUCCCUCAGCUUUACAGUUUGCGUCCUCACUCCUACUGCCUCGCAGUGGCAUCCAUGAAGCCUCCACCUUUGACGACACAUCAGAAGGGGCUGUGCAUUACUUCUACGAUGAGAGUGGAGUCAAGCGGUCCUAUACAUUUGGACCUGCUGGAGGUGGUUAUGAGGACCCAGUUCAGGAAAGAGAGAGACAGUCUCAGUCCUCAAGCUUUACCUCCACUGAGGUCCAGGAAGGAGCACCAGUCCUGCCCAUGCUCCAGCCAAGACCUGUGGUUUUACAGGGCAUGCAGGUGCGCAGAGUGCCUCUGGAAAUCCCUGAGUUUGAUCUGGACCAUGAGUCUUUACAAGAAUCCCAUGAAAAUACACUGAUGAUUGAAGAGAAAACAAAGCCCAAACAGUACUAUCGCUUUUGGGUUUUGCCUGGAAAGUGGCUCAGGGUUCGGUAUGAUCGAUUGGCUCUUCUGGCCUUGUUGGACAGAAACCUCCGUGUUGGAGAGAAUGUAUUUGCUGUUGUGCUGGCCAGUCUGGUGGCCUUCCUUGGGUUCUUACUGCUGCUUCAGGGAUUUUUCAGGGACAUCUGGAUCUUCCAGUUUUGUUUGGUCAUCGCUAGCUGCCAGUACUCCUUAUUGAAGAGUGUACAGCCAGAUGCUGCUUCUCCGAUGCAUGGUCAUAACUGGAUCAUUGUAUACAGUCGGCCAGUUUACUUCUGCUUGUGCUGUUUGUUGAUCUGGGUCUUUGACCUGUCUGGGCGCUCUGGAACCCUGCAGCCCGUCUCUCUAUAUGGUGUCACCUUCUUCUCUGCGCACUUCUUGCUCUGUGUCAGGGAUGUCCUCAUUGUGUUUGCCUUGUGUUUCCCAGUCAUUUUCCUCUUUGGGUUGCUACCUCAGGUCAAUACCUUUGUAAUGAGUCUACUGGAGCAGAUUGACAUGCACAUUUUUGGUGGAACUGCCACUACCAGUCCCCUGUCUUCUCUGUUCAGCCUGAUACGCAGCAUUUUGGUUGCUGCUUUGCUAUAUGGAUUUUGCCUCGGUGCUAUCAAUGCGGCGUGGGGAGAUGCUCAUGUGCCAGUACUGUUCUCUGUAUUUUGUGGUUUACUCCUGGCUUUAUCCUACCAUCUCAGUCGCCAAAGCAGCGAUCCAACCAUCCUGUGGUCACUGGUCCGAUCAAAAUUAUUUCCUGAGCUGGAGAAUAGAAUACCAGAAGAACCCUCUAUGGAGAUUAAAGACCCACUUCCUGAAAAGCUGCGCAACUCUGUGAAAGAGAUUCUUCAUUCAGACCUCGUCAUGUGUCCCCUCAUGGCUGUGAUCACCUUUGCCAUCAGUGCCAGCACAGUUUUUAUCGCGCUUCAGCCUCCCCUUAGCUUCAUUUUGUACUUCCUAGCAGGAGUUGUAGGUUUUGUUACACACUAUCUCCUGCCUCAGCUUCGCAAACAGCUGCCAUGGUUUUGCUUAGCACACCCAGUGCUUCGUUCCAGAGAGUACAGCCAGUUUGAAGUUCGAGAUGCUGCUCAGUUGAUGUGGUUUGAGAAGCUGUAUGUGUUGCUUCAGUGUGUCGAGAAAUAUUUCAUCUACCCAGCUGUAGUUCUCAACUCCUUAACAACAGAAGCUCAAGCUGUGGGCCAGAAUCACAAAGAGCUGGAUAUCUAUAGCCGAGCUUUCUUCAUCUCUAUAGCAGGGAUGAAGUUGCUGCGUUCUUCCUUCUGUGCCCCAUCGCAGCAGUACGUCACGCUGUGUUUCACCGCGCUCUUCUUUCAGUUUGACUAUCCACAUUUCUCCGAGACCUUCUUGAUUGACUACUACUUAAUGUCUAUUGUCUUCAGCAAGAUGUGGGACCUGCUAUACAAGUUGCGAUUUGUGUUAACGUACAUUGCUCCCUGGCAGAUCACGUGGGGUUCAGCAUUCCAUGCCUUUGCUCAGCCCUUUGCUGUGCCCCACUCCGCUGUGCUUUUUGUCCAAGCCAUUUUUUCAGCCAUCUUUUCCACCCCUCUUAACCCAGUCCUCGGCAGCGCCGUGUUUGUCACCUCGUACACCAGACCUGUCAAAUUCUGGGAGCGAGACUACAACACCAAAAGGGUCGAUCAUUCCAACACAAGACUCGCCACCCAGUUAGACCGCAACCCAGGUGCUGAUGACAACAAUCUCAACUCUAUUUUCUACGAGCACCUGACACGCUCUCUGCAGCACAGCCUGUGUGGAGACCUGCUGCUCGGCCGCUGGGGCAACUACAGCACAGGCGACUGCUUCAUCCUUGCCUCAGACUACCUAAACGCUCUGGUGCACAUAAUCGAGAUUGGCAAUGGCCUGGUCACCUUCCAGCUAAGAGGUUUAGAGUUCAGAGGUACAUACUGUCAGCAGAGGGAGGUUGAGGCCAUCACUGAGGGAGUGGAGGAGGAUGAGGGUUGCUGCUGCUGUGAACCUGGUCACCUCCCCCACAUGCUGUCAUUCAAUGCUGCCUUUGGUCAGCGCUGGUUAGCAUGGGAGGUGGCUGCAACUAAGUAUGUCCUAGAGGGCUACAGCAUCAGUGACAACAAUGCAGCCUCCAUGUUGCAAGUUUUUGACCUUCGAAAGAUCCUCAUCACAUACUAUGUCAAGAGCAUCAUCUACUAUGUCAGUCGCUCUCCAAAGUUGGAAGAAUGGCUCAACAAUGAAACAAUUCAGGAAGCUCUGCGUCCUUGUCUCGGGUCUAACUAUGUUGAUAGUGACCCCACGUUCAACCUGAACAUCGACGAGGACUAUGACCACAGGGCUUCUGGCAUCACUCCCACAUCUUUCUACAUGGUUUAUCUUGAUUGGAUCCAAUAUUGCAGCAGCAGGCGCCAAACGCCGGUGAGUAGUGAACGAGAUUCUUCUCUGGUUAACCUCUGUUUUGGGCUGUGCAUCCUGGGCAGAAGGGCUCUUGGGACGGCAUCCCACAGUAUGUCUGCGAGCUUGGAGCCAUUCCUCUAUGGCCUGCAUGCCCUCUUUAAGGGAGACUUUCGUAUCACUUCUCCCAGAGAUGAAUGGGUGUUUGCAGAUAUGGACCUGUUGAAUCGAGUUGUGGCCCCAGGAGUGAGGAUGUCCCUAAAAUUACACCAGGAUCACUUUACAUCUCCAGAUGAGUACGAUGAUCCAAUGGUGCUGUAUGACGCCAUCACUGCCAAUGAGGAGAAGAUGUUAAUAUCGCACGAGGGGGACCCCGUCUGGCGCAGCGCCAUCCUUGCAAACAUGCCUUCACUGCUGGCACUGCGCCACAUCAUGGACGAUGGCAGUGAUGAGUACAAGAUCAUCAUGCUCAACAAGAGGUUCCUCAGCUUUCGAGUUAUCAAGGUUAACAGAGAAUGUGUGCGUGGGCUGUGGGCAGGGCAACAGCAGGAGCUGGUCUUCUUGCGUAACCGUAACCCAGAGCGCGGCAGUAUUCAAAAUGCUAAGCAGGCCCUGAGGAAUAUGAUUAACUCUUCAUGUGACCAGCCCAUUGGUUACCCCAUCUACGUGUCUCCCCUCACCACAUCAUACGCUGGAGGCCACAGUCAGCUUCGGUCAGUCUGGGGAGGGCCUGUUAGCCCCCACAAUAUUUAUACAUGGCUGAUCAGUAGCUGGGACAGGUUACAGAAGGGUUGUGGUGCCGGAUGUAACAGUGGAGGAAACAUCGAUGACUCUGACUGUGGGGGCGGUUCCACCUCCGUUAACACCAACCCAGCUGUUCACACAACUCAGAGCACGCCUGCCUCCAACCUCCCCCCUCCUCACAUCACCAGUGUGCAGCCCUCCAUGGGUACAGACAACCCUAUAGGUCCAAUCCCAAACUGGCCUCACCACCCCCAGCCUCUUCCAUUAGCUCUGCUUAGCCAGUCAGAAGGCAGGAUGGAGGCGGGACUGCUCACCUCGCUGCAGCGGACAUCCUCCAUCCAGGGACUCCUGACCCAGCAGCUCUCCAGCUCCCAGCUGUCCUUCAGCAGUUCUGUGGCUCCACCUCCACUGCCUGGACCUGAGCGUUUUAGUCUGCUGGAGAAUCCGGCACACAGGCUGGGCCAGCGGGCCGGCAGCAGCCUGCAUUAUGAGAGCCACUUUGGCAAGUGGAGCUUUUCAGGCAAGAAGGGCUUUAAUGGACCAGCUGCAGUUGAAGGGGAUGCAGGAACAGUUCAGACCACACGGUCACAGCUGGCUCCUCCUGUUGCCCCACCAGACUCCAGUCCAACACAGGAUCCUCUGGGAGCCACUCAGGCGAUCAAUGCAGGAGACCCCCCCACUCCCUGUGACGAAUCCACAGAGCUGCCUUUACUCGAGCACCUGCGUUGAGUCUGCACCCCACCGACUCCCAACCUGAGUGCGAUUCUCUGCCACAAAAGCACAACCCCGUCAUCUCUGGAUCAGACCUGGUUUACGCCAGCCUGCCUCAUUCCGUCCUUCUGGACUCAUUCCAUGAACCCUUGUUUGAAGCCAAAAACUACAAUUUGUCAACCCUGUAAAGGAAAUGCAACCUUUUCUUUCUGUGUUUAAAUGGGCUCUGCGUUGCCACAUACAUUUACGUACCAGUCAAACCUGUCCUCGUUUGACAUGGUCGAGCAUCUGACUGCACGCAGAGCUGGUGUACGUCGCAUCAUAAAAUUUCAGCCAACGCCAUCAGUUCCCAAAUUUGACUGACACCCCCCUCCCCCAGAUGACACUAAGUGUCUUCAUGGACAACCGUGUGGUUGUGAUGACAGGCCACAAAGGCCAGUGCAAUUAUAAGGGAUGUUUUGCUGGAGGAUUAUUUUUCUACUUUAGAGAGUGAAGGCUGACCUUUGACCUUCUCUCACAUGACAUUUGCAGCAGCAAUUUUUUUGCAUAAGCAAUCCAAAAAAAUAAUAAUAAAAUAAAACUAUUGCUGUGUGGAGUUCACUAAAAUUGUGGAAACCAUUUUUUUUUCUAUCCCUGCUGGACCUUGUUUUUGUGUCAGACUGUUUUUGUCUGCACAUAAAUUCUGCCACCUCUUCUUGCACAUUACACACGAACAGUGGAACCCACACAUCAGUCAUGUGAUCCAUUGUGUCCUCCGGCCUGUCACCCACACGGAGGUGCUUCACAUCAGCCAUGGCAUUGUUUCAUUCCGGCCAGCCGACGUGGCGCGUUUACACUGACACGCGGGCCAACGUGAGAUGGAGCUGAUACUCAAAUCAGGGUCAAACGGAGCACUUGUGUUGAUCACGUGACUCCACCAUGGGAGUGUUGUAAACUGAAGUCUUUUUCUUUCUUGGUGAGUGGAUUUUACAUUUUAUUUACUUUUUUUUUUUUACUUGAAGAAUGGCUCAGUGUCUCGUGCACGGCGAGUUGGUUUUUGUUUGGAUCUGUAACUGCUCUGAUCAGAUACACUCAGCUCUGGACUCAGUUUUCUUCCCGUUUCUGAUCUGCUGCUUCUGUACCUUCUGCUAAAAUACGACUACUGCUGUUUGUACCACAGUUACAUCCAGCGUUUUAGCUGGAAAUAAAAUGAAUACUGAAUUGAAAGGUGGAAGGUUUAUUUAAUACAGAUAUCUUUUAACUGGGUUUGUGUACCGGUAACAUGGACAAUGGAAUUAAUCUUCCUUUUGUUAAAUUGUCGUUCCACUUUGUUUUUUAUCAUCUCACCGACAGCUGGCAUUUUUAUUUUGUACAACUGGAAGUUCUUCUGUGAAGUGAGUUUACUCUUGUUUUCACAGAUUGAGUCUCCUUGGUGGGAUUAUUUUUUAAACAUUAAAAAAAACAGAAAAAGUGACUGACUGAACAAAUUAACACGUCUCCUGCUCGCGUCUGUUUUCCUGUUUGAGCGACUGUGCCAUCGUGUGACGCCUUCACUCUUCCAGUGCCAGGUUGUUUGUUUUGUUUAUUUCCCCCCGCCAAAUAUUUUCCUCCACUGUCGGAAAGUUCUCAGGGUGUAAAACAGGAACACUGACAUGCAAAGAAACUUUUUGUCUAAUCGGAGAAAACUGAAGAGGCAGAAUGAAAGUUACAGGAGUCACAGGGUGUCUUUUUUUUUUUUUUUUAAGUCUGUUUCAGCUGUCCAACUCUGGACAAAGUUUUUUUCUGAUCUGUGCUGUUUUGGGCCUUUCUGUCAACACACAUGCACACUUCAGCAGCAGUGAAGAAAGCACAAGACAAAAGGAUGCACCUUUGAGUUAGUUAAAAAGGGAUGAUGCCAUUUCUGAAACUUAUGUACAGCGUGUUUCAUACAUGACUAUAAAGUAUAAAUCUAUUUAAAGGAUUUUGGGUUGCUUUUUUCCACUGAGCCACUAGAGGGCAGAGCUGAGUGGCGAAAUGCUCUUUACACGGAUAUUGCAUUAACACUUUUGCACGUGUAUCACAGAACAGCCCCACUUAACCUUUAAUUUAACUCACACUGGGAGGGUGCUCUUUUAUUUAAAGACUUCAGUGUUAAAUGUACUUUUUAUGUGUAUUCUUCCCCUUUAUUUAAAUUAAAGAUUUUUGCCUUGUUUGCAGA